Tachysurus fulvidraco (yellow catfish) is the source of this 1845-nucleotide messenger RNA. It is a transcript of the gene slc25a38a, whose product is annotated as solute carrier family 25 member 38a. Gene Ontology annotation, cellular component: mitochondrial inner membrane; mitochondrion. Gene Ontology annotation, biological process: glycine import into mitochondrion. The record is from RefSeq and is a predicted model, not a curated record. Gene Ontology annotation, molecular function: glycine transmembrane transporter activity. The transcript is spliced from 7 exons. The coding region runs from base 144 to 1007 and encodes 287 amino acids. NCBI's taxonomy places the organism in Eukaryota, Metazoa, Chordata, Actinopteri, Siluriformes, Bagridae.
CGCACAGUCGUCUUAAUCCGUGCGACGUGCAGCAGCGACAUCACUCUGUACAACUAAGUACAACUGAGUAGUUUGUUUUACUUCAGGAUAAGCAGAAAAGCCUCAGGAGACACUUCAGCCUGGUUCACGUCUCUGCUGCCAUCAUGGAGAUUUCUGUGGCUCACCCUGUGAUUAAAGCCUUCAUGUGUGGUUCUCUGAGUGGAACCUGCUCUGCUCUGCUGUUCCAGCCGCUGGAUCUUGUGAAGACCCGUCUACAGACCAUACAGAAGAGUGUACACUCUGGCUCAGGAAGCGUUGGCAUGGUAACGAUAUUACUCACUAUCGUGAGGACUGAGAAUCUGCUAGGUCUUUGGAAGGGAGUAUCACCUUCGUUUGUACGAUGUAUCCCCGGGGUGGGAAUCUACUUCAGCACGUACUACAGUGUGAAGCAGCGGUUCUUCGGUGACCGAGCGCCACGUCCUGUGGAGGCUGUGCUGCUGGGUGCUGGAGCUCGGUGUGUAGCGGGAGUCUGCAUGCUGCCGGUUACAGUCAUCAAAACUCGCUUUGAGAGCGGGCGUUAUAACUACAGCAGUGUAGUAGGAGCUCUGCGCAGUGUGUGUCGGGUGGAGGGGCCGAGAGCGCUGUUCUCCGGUCUCACAGCCACUCUGCUCCGAGAUGCUCCCUUCUCUGGAAUCUAUCUUAUGUUCUACAGCCAGGCCAAGAACACACUGCCUCAUGAGAUAAGCGAGUCAGCGUACGCUCCUCUGGCUAACUUCAGCUGUGGCGUCGGGGCCGGUGUGUCGGCCUCCCUGCUCACGCAGCCUGCGGAUGUGGUGAAGACUCACAUGCAGGUGAAUCCUCAGCAGUUCAGAAGGAGCACAGACGUUCUCACCUACAUCUACAAGGAGCAGGGCUUGUCUGGGUUUUUCCGUGGUGCCGUGCCCCGCUGCCUCCGCAGGACGAUGAUGGCAGCGAUGGCGUGGACCGUGUACGAGCAGCUCAUGGCUCGAAUGGGCCUCAAAUCCUGAGAAAGAGAGACAGAAUCCGAAAUGAAGAAAAAAUAGAUAAAAAGAUGAACAGAGGAUUGAAGCAGAGGGUGAAACGGAGAGGAGAGUGACAUUCGAAGCGAGGGUUUGCUGAGGAUUCUGAGAGAGCGCAGGAGUCGGUGAACGAACGCUUCAGCUUGGGAAACAAACUCCAGACAUCUACAGUGUGCUGCGUUCGGUAAACGCCUGGAAACUCCGCUGUCGUAUGAGGAGGAAGGAAAGUGUUCUUCAGCUUUGCCAUCGUUCCUUUGUCUGGAACUGAACUGUCGGAACAGCUUACGGCAGCUACAGUAUAAACGCUCUUUCCCUCACCAGUCAGAACGCUGGAGCCUCCUUAGUAAAUGUUAAACAUCUCCUUCUGUAAAACGUCUCUGAUUGACAUGGAAUGUCCUGUGUUCGAGUUAUUACAGAAAGUUAAUGGAACAGCUUCUGGCCAAUCAGGUUAGAGAAUUCAGAGAAUUCCUCGCUAGCGUAUUUGGUGUAGAACAGAGCUGUAAUGUGACGUUUCAGUCCGAUCACUUGUGUGUGAGCGCGAGUGCGUGCGAGCGCCAGCGAGUGUGUGAGCGAGUGUGUGUGUGUGAGAGAGCGCGCACGAGUGCGAGAGCGCGCGAGUGUGCGAGUGCAUGAGUGAGUGAGUGUGUGUGUGUGUGUGUGUGUGUGUGUGUGUGGUUGCUGAGGGAAUCAAUACAGGAGAAAUUGUCUCAGGAUAAUAAUUUAUUAUUACAUUGGAAGUAAGUUAUAUUAAUGUUGGGGUUUUUUUGUUUUGUUUUGUUUUUACAUGUCCACUUUCUAACCUGCUAAUAAAAGAUGAAUGAAUUUA